GCACCACAUUAGUGUUCUGCACCUCCUGUCAAGAUGGCGAACGCCCUGCGCAGCGAGUUUCUGGGUGCUACCCUGAAGCGCACGGAGAUCAGCCAGACCAAGGGCGCAGAGAGGGUGCAGGUUCAGGCCUUUUUCAACAAGAAGACCGCGAAGAAGGUCGAGAAGAAGGUCGAGAAGAAGGUCGCCAAGGUUCAAAAGACUGCCAGCAAGACCGCGAGCAAGGCUACCAAGCAGGUGAAGAAGGCAGCCAGUGGCAAGCGCACCAAGGGAUGGUUCGGCGAGGCAGGAGGUGCCCAGGGCCUCGACAAGUGGUACGGCCCUUCACGCGCCCUGUUCCUCCCGGGCGGCCUUCUCGACCCAUCUGAUGUGCCCACCUACCUGAACGGUACCCUGGCUGGAGACUACGGCUAUGACCCUCUGGGUCUGGGCAAGGACACCGCCACCGUGGAGAAGUACCGCGCAUACGAGCUCAUCCACGCCAGGUGGGCUAUGCUGGCCGCUGCCGGCAUCAUCAUCCCCGAGGGCCUCCAGGCCAACGGCGCAGCGAUCAAGGGCGGGACCUGGUUCGAGACGGGCGCGGAGAUGCUGAACGGCGGCACGCUGAACUACUUUGCGGUCCCCUGGGGCAUCAUCAACAACCCCCUGCCCCUUUUCCUGGUGGUGGUCAUUGAGGUGGCACUGCUGGGAGCUGUGGAGCGCUACAGGCAGUCCGGCGAGGGCCCCCCGGGCUACUCCCCCGGCGUCGGCAAGUUCGACUCCUCCAUAUUCAGCGGCCUCGACAACCUCUACCCCGGCGGUCCCUUCGACCCCCUGGGUCUGGCUGACGACCCAGAGACCUUCGCUGAGCUCAAGGUCAAGGAGAUCAAGAACGGCCGCCUCGCCCUCAUCUCAGUCCUGGGCUUUGCCGUGCAGAGCUACGUGACGGGCGAGGGCCCGUACGCCAACUGGAGCAAGCACGUGGCCGACCCAUUCGGCUACAACCUGCUCACCAUCAUCGGCGCAGAGGACCGCGUGCCCACCCUCUAGAUCUACCCACUGUGAUGUCUCCAGGACAAGCCAGCCGCUUCUGCGCACAUCUAUGUGUGGCGCAGUGCUGCUGAUCACGCCUGAGACUGCAUCGCUGGUCAGGAGCUGCCCUCUCCCUCUUCGGAAGUGCAAGCGGGCCAGCGGCAACAGGUCCUUGCCGAGAUUUAUAUUCUGGGAGGGCUGUUUUGGUUGCUGCAACAAUGAGUGAUCGAAGGUUGAAAAUUUGGACCGCCAUUGAUUGAUGCAAUCUGGUGUUGAACAGCACUGAACAGGGUCAAUGUUGAGAAGACUAAAGUGAACGUCUGGCUCUGGGGCAUUCUGCCUGUCUGGAUCUGAGUGGGGUGCACAUGUUGGUGCCGCUUUCUAGGAAGCUCGGCUUGUUGUGCAAUUGGCCUAUUGACAGGCACUUCGAGCCACGAGUUGUAAUAGGCUGCAUGC
Molecule: messenger RNA, 1464 nt
Organism: Coccomyxa subellipsoidea C-169
Lineage: Eukaryota; Viridiplantae; Chlorophyta; Trebouxiophyceae; Coccomyxaceae
Product: chlorophyll a/b-binding protein
Exons: 6
Coding region: 34-1026 (330 amino acids)
Biological process (GO): photosynthesis, light harvesting in photosystem I; response to light stimulus
Cellular component (GO): chloroplast thylakoid membrane; plastoglobule
Source: RefSeq, a predicted model, not a curated record